Molecule: messenger RNA, 2040 nt
Organism: Penicillium cosmopolitanum
Lineage: Eukaryota; Fungi; Ascomycota; Eurotiomycetes; Eurotiales; Aspergillaceae
Product: SAE2 C-terminal domain-containing protein
Exons: 1
Coding region: 1-2040 (679 amino acids)
Biological process (GO): double-strand break repair via homologous recombination; DNA double-strand break processing involved in repair via single-strand annealing
Cellular component (GO): site of double-strand break
Molecular function (GO): damaged DNA binding; flap-structured DNA binding; single-stranded DNA binding
Source: RefSeq, a predicted model, not a curated record
AUGGAGGUUCUGAGGGAGCUCCAUGCCUCCAUUACCGAGGCAUGUGAGGCGUCAUUCAGUAUUGCCUAUCGAAAUCUGGAGUCCCAAAAUGCCAAUCUCCAAAAAAGAACAGAAGAAGCAGAAAGGAAUGCCGCAACUGCCAGUGCGGCUCAGCAAGCUACAGAAAAUCGAAACCAAGAGCUCCAAUCACACGUAGCCGCUCUUCAGGAGCAGCUCCGCCACUUUGAAAGCAGGCCUGAAGAUCUGGAACUCCCAAAUCAACUCAGUCAUUUGGAAGAUGAGUUUGCUCCGGAGCAUGUAUUGGCAACAAUCAACCAUGACAAUGUCGACCAGUUGAAGAAAACUCUCAUGAAGAAAUACUCGGCACUCUAUGCCAAUCUUCAAACACUUUCUCAAGGCUGGGGCAGUCUCAAGGCAAAAGUUCUCCAGCAUAAGAAGAAACUGCGUCAUUGGGACAAGCAACUGGAACGAAAUGAGUUUACUCUUAUACUCAAUGGUUCACCCGUCACAUUUCGAAGAACUCAGAUUUCGAAGGAGGGAACAACGAACACGCAUAUUCCUGCAGGUACCGCAAAUUCGGUAUCUAAUGAAAGUCUCAUGAAUCGCGCAACCUCCAUUUCAUCGACCUCUACUACAACAAACCCCCCAAACAACCAAACCCGGGGUCCCUUAACCGAUACACGUGUUCAUGUCAAGACGGAAGAGCAGAGCCAGCCCAUAGAUUUGGGAGAGCACCCAGAAGAAGUGCAGAGCCAACCUGGCGUCGAUUCAAUACCAUCAGAAGCAAACUCGGACACUCUUCCUCUGUUACCCGACAUGAAGAAUCUGAAACGGAAACGGGUAGUAUCUUCUACCAACUCUUCUAAACCCAGGGAGACAAUUCCCUCGCGGUCUGGAGUCGUCAAGAACGAACCCAUUUCUUCGAGUCCGCCACGGAAUUCCAUCCAUUCCAUUGGCCAGCAUUUUCCAAGCACUCAGGAUCUGGACGCAAUUGGCCAUACUGUUCAAACGCCCACCAAGCGAAGGUCUCGAAGAAAGGCCUCUGGCCAGGGACACCAAGGGCAUGAGGACGAAUAUAGUCCUGUCAACCCGCUCCUAAAAAUGCCGGAUGAUAGAUCGUUUCAAACGCCGUCGAUUCUUAACCCCGUUGAUGGAAAUUCCAGAAUAGGUGGGCAAUCGAACAGAGAGUCCGGGAGCAAAAAGCAGAAGGUUAGGAGCCAACGUGCCACAGUGGUAAAGACCGAGGUCUGUGACUCUGAGGAGGACUGUGAUGAUCAAGCUCAAGACAGCGAACAAGCCUCGAAAAGCACCUCAGCAGCUCAACCAAAUGCAAAUUCACAUGAAAUAUCCGAACCAUCUCACGCCGACUUGCCCCAAGUUUCACACGGUGCGGCGGCUACUUCAAGUGCAAAUCGAAAUAUAGCGGAGUCUUCUAAACGCCAGCCACCAACACCGAUGGCAACCGACGAGACGGAAUCCCAAUCUCAACCAUACCCCCAAGUCAGACCCGAAGACGAACCAUACCGAUCCCUACCUCUCCACCGCCUGAACUUAUCCCAUUUCAAGAUAAAUCCAGAUGGCAACCAGGGAAUGGACUACGCAUAUAGCACCGUAGUCCGAAAGAAAGAUGAUCGCAAAUGCCUUUCCGGCUGCACGCGUCCCGGCUGCUGUGGAGAUCGCUUUCGCGCGAUGGCUCGUCUUGGAGGCCUCCCUACAAACAACCAAGAGCAGGAAAAUCAACGAAUACUGGAAGAAUACCUAGGUGAAGAACGACAUCGUCUCGAGGGACUUAGCUCAGAAGAUCGCGAGCGUCUAUUAAUCGAGGCCAAGGCUCGAGCCAUCGCCAAUCAGUACGGAAAACACCGGCAUACUCACCAGCGAGCUCGAACACCGCCGGGUUUCUGGCGAACUGAGAUGCCCGAUACGCAAGAACUAGAAGCGGACUGGGCAGCUGCGGGGAAUCUGGAGCGAGAUAAGAUUGAGGAACGAUACCGUGAGGCGAUGCGUCCGGGGGGUCUUUGGACUUGGGCGGAUGAGUGA